This is a messenger RNA of Platichthys flesus (European flounder), 17128 nucleotides long. RefSeq names its product zinc finger homeobox 3b (gene zfhx3b). The transcript is spliced from 11 exons. Bases 467 to 12196 code for a protein of 3909 amino acids. Gene Ontology annotation, molecular function: DNA-binding transcription factor activity, RNA polymerase II-specific; RNA polymerase II cis-regulatory region sequence-specific DNA binding; zinc ion binding. Gene Ontology annotation, biological process: regulation of transcription by RNA polymerase II; regulation of neuron differentiation; brain development. The record is from RefSeq and is a predicted model, not a curated record. NCBI's taxonomy places the organism in Eukaryota, Metazoa, Chordata, Actinopteri, Pleuronectiformes, Pleuronectidae. Gene Ontology annotation, cellular component: nucleus.
GCUGAAUCUUAUUGAUCCAGAAGGCGGCUAAUUAGCCCUUCCCUUCGUGCCUGUGUAAUGAAGCACAUGCGCACUGAAUUAAUCACAGCCAUUUUUUUUGCAGGAAACUAAUUAGCAGGAAUAAAGAUCCAAAGAGUUUUUUCUUUUCAAUCAUCAGAUCUCACUUUCACCUCUUCCUCGCUCCCUCUAACACAAGACUCAUCGCCCGCUUUGCAUCCAAAUUAUUUUUAUAUUGCCUUUAACAACUAAUAGUACUUCGGUUCUCCUUUUUUUUUUCUCUCCUCCUCUACACUCCGCAACAACAAUGAUCUUUCUUUUGCCACCCUAAGCGCAAACUGACCAAAACGGGGACUGCCUUGAUGGGAUCUUUAGCUAAAUCAUCUCAAUACUGGAUUAAAACGCGAGGAUCACAAAGCGGCAGCGAGAAAUUGCCUGGAUGCGAUGAACGCCUCAUGUAGGCAUCAGCAUGGACAGCUGUGAGUCUCCUGUGGUUUCUGGGACAGACGAUGGGCUCAGCUCCUCCCAGCAGCAGCAACCACCACAGCCCUGGAACGAUCACUCUAGCUCACAGGUCCCUUGCACCAACCAGGCUCCUUCCCUGGAUCCUCUGUCUCUCUCUGCUCCCUACCCUUCUCAAUCCCAAAACCCCAGUGCAACUCAUGACGGGAUAAGAGAAGAACAGUCCCAGCAUCAGCAGCUAAAACAGACAUCAGCCCAGACGCGCAGUGAUAGAUCUGCUACGGGCCAGCUGCAUCCCAGAGGAGAGGGUCUUGAGGAAGAAGAGCAAGAGGGAGUCAGUUGUGGAGAAGAGGAAGAAUCUGACGACUUAGAUGAAAUGGAGAUUGACAGCUGUUUCCCAAGUCUUCAGCCCUUUCCCGGGGUGCCAAUGGCUUCAGGGGGAGGAGGUAUGCCCACUCUUUUGAGACAUCCGCCCACACAACAGCAGGGAGCACCUGAGAGUGGGAGUGAGGAAGGAGAGGAGGAAGAUGAAGAGGAGAGCAGUGAUGUGGAGAACCUGGCUGGAGAAAUAGUCUACCAGCCGGAUGGCUCAGCCUACAUCGUAGAGAGCCUCAGUCAGUUGAUCCAAAGUGGUGGGGGCAUGGUACCCGGCCUGCUUCCCACAAACUCUAUUACCAGUGGGGGAAAACCGGGCGAACCUGCUGGGACUUCAUCUUCGGUCUACCCUCAGAUCAUCAACACGUUCCACAUAGCCUCGUCCUUCGGGAAGUGGUUUGGAACUUCAGACCAAGGUUUCCCCAAUACCUCAACCAUGGCAGGUCUCAGUCCUGUCCUGCACAGUUUCCGUGUCUUCGAUGUGCGGCACAAAAGCAACAAGGAUUACCUAAACAGCGAUGGGUCUGCCAAGAAGUCCUCUGUAUCCAAAGAUGUUCCCAACAACGUGGAUUUCUCCAAAUUUGAUGGGUUAGCCCUAUAUGGCAAGGGUAAGCCCAUUCUUAUGUGUUUUCUCUGCAAGCUGUCCUUUGGCUAUUCGCGUUCCUUUGCCACUCAUGCCGUCCAUGAUCACCGCAUGACACUGUGUGAGGACGAGCGGCGGCUGCUGGGGGACAAGCAAGUAUCUGCCAUCAUCCAGGGCAUUGGGAAGGACAAAGAGCCCCUCAUUAGUUUUCUGGAACCAAAAAAUAAGAGCACUCCUCUGCCAUCUACCCCGGCCACCAUUAACUCUAGCCAGAGCUUCUUUGGCACAUUUAGUGGUGUCCAUCUGGAGCCUGGUAGCAGCAGUGGGGGCGGCGAGAACCUUAUGAACAAAGACUCUGACUCUGGCCUCCAGCAAACCCAACUGAGCUCAGUCCAUUCUCUUGGAGGGCUGAGUAUUCCCAAAGCAUCCACUCUUACCUCAUCCCCAGGCUCUGCCAAAGACUCCAGUGCCCUGCCCAAACAGGGAGGGAGAACUGAGGAGGCUGUUGGGAAAGAGUUGGCAUGCAUGGGAGAGGAUGGGGACACUGAGCGACAUGAAAGCAAGGGACUCCUAUCCAGCCAGAUGGAGGGGUCAGAAGAAGAAGAGGAACUGUUGUUAGGUGAGGAGGAAGAUGAGGCGGAUGCAGAAAGCACUGCAGUGGCCUGUGGUGGUAACAGUAGCAGUGGCGGGGGUGAAGCGGGGGAACCAACUGUCUCAAACCAAAGCAUUUCCAAAUCUCCUUUAUUAAUGCCUAGUAGCGCUCUCCAGCCUUCUGCCUGCACCUCUGCAGUCAGUUCCACGCUCAACAGCAAAGCCCCUGCUUCCACUUGCUCCUCUGUCAAGGAAGAGGGUUCAGCUGCAGACGGUGGGGGGAGGACCUCCGAGCUCCCUCUGAGCUUUAACUGCCAGGGGCUCACUGUUCCCAUGGCAAUGGCGGCAGCUGCCGUCAGAAGGAGCGAGGAUGAUACCGCUGGCACUUCCUCCUCACCUCUGUCCUCAAAUGCUGCUGCUGACGAAAGUGCCAAUCGAGAUAGUGCCACAGCUCCAGAACCAAAUGAUUUCCCAGCAGAAGGAGAGGAGGAAAAUGGAGCCCUUCUGCACCAUCACCACAUGCACCACCUUCAUCAUCACCUACACCCUUCAUCUCAUGGCCACUCACACCCCCUCCCAGGGGGCUCCUGUGACAUAACAGGAAUGGGCGAGUGUUCACAGAACCAUGGGCUUGGUGGCACCAUAGGAAGUGGAGUAGAAUGCCCUAAAUGUGAUACUGUUCUGGGUUCCUCACGUUCCUUGGGUGGUCACAUGACCAUGAUGCAUUCACGCAACUCGUGCAAGACACUGAAGUGUCCCAAAUGCAACUGGCAUUACAAGUACCAGCAGACGUUGGAGGCCCACAUGAAAGAGAAGCACCCAGACUCUGGAGGCUCUUGUUCUUACUGCAGUAGUGGCCAGAGCCACCCUCGUCUUGCUCGUGGAGAAAGCUAUACCUGUGGAUACAAGCCCUUCCGGUGUGAGGUUUGCAACUACUCGACCACCACAAAGGGCAACUUAAGCAUCCACAUGCAGUCGGACAAGCACCUGAACAACAUGCAGACACUGCAGAAUGGAGGCUCUAUUGGCUCUGGGCAGGAGCAGGUGUUUGGACAUACCCCGGGAGGAGUGGUGGCUGUCCCCUCAGUGACCCAGGCCAGUAGCCAUCACCCACCCCACCACCAUCCUACACAGUCCUCCACUCAUAUGGCUGGACCUUGUGGGGCACCCUCUCCAACGAAGCCGAAGAGCAAACCUACUUGGCGGUGUGAGGUGUGUGACUAUGAGACCAAUGUGGCACGGAACCUGCGCAUCCACAUGACCAGUGAGAAGCACAUGCACAACAUGAUGCUACUUCAGCAGAAUGUGACUCAGAUGCAGCACAGCCGACUUGGCUUGGGAGCCAUGCCCUCACCCUCUGAGGCUGAGCUCUACCAGUAUUACCUGACCCAGAACAUGAGCCUACCACCAGGCCUCAAGAUAGACCCAGCUGGAGCAGAGGCCCAGUUCCUGAUGGGGAGCUUCCACCUGGAUCCCAACAUGGCUGCCCUGGCCCCGGCACUUGUUGGCGGGGAGCUGCCCAUGGACGUGCGGCUGGGCGGUGGCCAGUUGGUUUCCGAAGAAUUGAUGACCCUGGGAGAGAGUCUAUCACAAACCAGCGAUCCCUCCCUCAAGCUCUUUCAGUGCGCCGUGUGCAACCGCUUCACAACCGACAACCUGGAUGUGCUUGGCAUGCAUAUGGGAGCUGAACGCAGCCUACCGGAGGAGGAAUGGCGUGCGGUGGUGGGCGACUCUCACCAGUGCAAGUUGUGCCACUACACCACUCAGCUCAAGGCCAAUUUCCAGCUGCACUGCAAGACAGACAAGCACGUGCAGAAGUACCAGCUCAUAGCCCACAUUAAAGAAGGGGGCAAAGGCAACGAGUGGCGUCUGAAGUGUGUGGCCAUAGGCAACCCAGUGCACCUGAAAUGCAAUGCCUGUGACUACUAUACCAACAGCCUGGAGAAGCUGAGGAUGCACACCGUCAACACUCGCCAUGAGGCCAGCCUCAAAGUCUACAAGCACCUGCAGCAGCACGAGAACGCGGUGGAGGGUGAUGCCUGCUACUACCAUUGUGUGCUGUGCAACUACUCGACCAAGGCCAAGCUCAACCUGAUCCAGCAUGUGCGCUCCAUGAAGCACCAGCGCAGUGAGAGCCUCAGGAAGCUUCAGCGCCUGCAGAAGGGCCUGCCAGAGGAGGAGGAGGACCUCAGCUCCAUCUUCACCAUCCGCAAAUGCCCUUCUUCAGACACAGGAGAGCUGAGCGAGGAUGUGGAGGCUGCUAGUGAGACCACCACAGACCAGGAGGACCAAACCAAAGACAGAGAAAGUGGGGGGGAGAAGGAGCUCACCAAAGGGACAGCAUUGUCCAGCCACUUGGAACGGAACCAGCCGGAUUCCCCGGCCCCCUCCAAAAGGCCCUCUUCACGGUCGGAGACGUCAGAGAGCCCACUGUCCUCGAAGCGUCCCAGGACGGCUGAGAAGAGCGCUGCAGAGCAGAUGUACCAGUGCCCUUACUGCAAGUUCACCAACACGGACCUGAAUCGUCUCAGAAUGCACGUGAUGACACAGCACUCUGUCCAGCCCAUGUUACGCUGUCCACUGUGCCAGGACAUGCUCAACAACAAGAUCCACCUGCAGUUCCACCUCACACACCUCCACAGUGUGGCGCCUGACUGCGUUGAAAAGCUCGUCGCCACAGUGACAGCAACUGAAGUACUGCCAGCAAGCAUGUUCAUACCUGUACCGAGUCCAGACAGAGAGUCCCAGAGCACCCCUCAUGCCACAGCCAAUUCUAACUCUGAAGAUGCAAAGAAGCAAGCUGAUGCAUCAGAUGCUGAUCCAGAGAAGGGUAUGUCAUUCCCAGCAGAAAUAGCUGAGGCUCGCAAGUCACCUCUGGAAGACCAACAGUCAGAGAGAGAUGAUGCCACAGGAUUCCUGUGCUGGAAGAAAGGAUGUAAUCAAGUGUUCAAGUCCUCCAACUCCCUCCAGUUGCACUUCAAUGAAGUCCACAACAAAAGGCCUCAGCUGCCUGUUUCUGAUCGCCAUGUCUACAAGUACCGCUGUAACCAAUGCAGUCUGGCCUUCAAGACUGUAGAGAAACUACAGCUCCACUCACAGUAUCAUGUGAUCAGGGCAGCCACCAUGUGCUGCCUUUGCCAGCGAAGCUUCAGAACACUACAGGCCUUGAAGAAACAUUUGGAAACCAGCCACCUGGAGCUGAGCGAAGCAGAUAUCCAGCAGCUUUAUGGGGGCCUACUGAUGAAUGGUGACAUUAUGGUAAUGGCUGACCCAUCCCUUGGAGAGGAGCAUGUAACUCUGGGAGAAGACGACAAAGAGGGAGAUGAAAGUGACCAAGAAGAGAAGCAAAGCCCAACAGGCAGUGACUCUGGCUCCUUGCAAGAAGAUAAUGGAUCUGAACCUAAACGUGCUUUACCAUUCAGAAAGGGCCCCAACUUUACUAUGGAGAAGUUUUUGGAUCCAUCUCGUCCUUUCAAGUGCACUGUAUGCAAAGAGUCUUUUACACAGAAGAACAUUCUUCUGGUUCACUACAACUCUGUGUCCCACCUUCACAAGGUGAAGAGGGCUCUACAGGAGUCCACUAGUGGUCAACCUGAGCCUACUAGCAGUCCUGACAACAAGCCAUUCAAAUGCAGCACUUGUAACGUGGCAUACAGCCAGAGUUCAACUCUGGAGAUUCAUAUGCGCUCUGUUCUACACCAAACUAAAGCUAGGGCAGCCAAACUCGAAGCAGCAGGAGGGAUCCCUAGCUCUGCGAGUACUCCUGGAUUAAGUGGAGGAGGGUCCAGUAUCAGCACUUCAACAUCUAGUCCAAUCCCAGCAACUAACUCAACUACUAGCUCAACCAACCACAGUUCCUCUGGGUCUCAAACAACUCAGAGUAUUCUCGGAGGAAACCAUAUGAGCCACUGCAUUGAAACCCUUGGGAAUUCAUCAGUGAGCUGCCACUCCUCUCAAUCUGAGAACCAUGAGGUGAAGAAGAAUAAAUUUACAGACAUGCUGUCAGCAAGGGGGCAACAACAACAACAACAGCAACAACAACAACAGCAACAACAACAACAACAACAACAACAACAACAACAGCAGCAGCAGCAGCAGCAACACCAACAACAGCUUCAGCAGCAGCAACAGCAAUUGGCUCAGGCUCAAGCCCAAGCCCAAGUUCAGCUUCAGCAAGAGCUCCAACAGCAGGCUGCUAUUUUACAAUCGCAGUUGUUCAACCCAGCCCUUCUGCAGCACUUCCCAAUGACAACUGAUGGACUUCUCCCCCUGCAACAACAGCAAUUGUUAUUCCCUUUCUACAUCCCCGGUGCAGAAUUUCAGCUGAACCCAGAAAUGAGCCUCAGUAACUCAGCACUUGGCCUAGCAGGAUCCUCCACCGCCUCACUGCUGGAAGAUCUCAAAAAUUCUGCUCAGCAGGCCCAGCAGAGUUGCUUGCAGCAGCAAUUGAUGCACCACCAUCUUCAGCAGCAACAUCAACAACAGCAGCAGCAACAGCAGCAGUCUCACGCACACGCUCAGAGUCAGAUGGCAUUGCUUCAGCAAAGUGCAUCUCUCCUUCAACAGGUUGAAAAAAAGCAGAAACCUUCCUCCUCUCAGAAUGAGAAAGAGAGGGAAAUGCAAAGAGAGAGGGAUUCAAAUGAAAGAAAUGACGAAUAUGGAAACAAAGAUUCUGCAGACAGCAAGCUAAGAGAAAAGAAAGAUAUUCAGCAUAUUUCAAUUAACAUAAACCAUGAUACUGGAUUGCCUCCACCAAGGAUUGCUUCAGAUGCUCGAGGAAAUGCAACCAAAGCCCUGCUGGAAAAUUUUGGGUUUGAGUUAGUAAUUCAAUACAAUGAAAACAAACAGAAAGCUCAGAAAAAAACAGCUGGACCUACAGGAUCAAGUGGUCCAGGUGGGAUAACAAGAGUGGUGGACCCCAUUGAGGGAUUAGAGAAACUGGAAUGUGAAGCCUGUGGCAAGCUGUUUUCAAACAUACUGAUUCUAAAGAGUCACCAGGAGCAUAUCCAUCAGGCUUUCUUUCCAUUUCGAUCCCUAGAGAGAUUUGCUAAGGAAUACAGAGAGCAUUAUGAUAAACUCUAUCCACUGAGACCCCCUACACCAGAGGCAGCUCCAGCUCCUCCACCGCCUCCUCCUCCUCCUCCCCCUCCACCCCAAAGAGCUCCCACACCAAAUAUCCCUGUCUCUGCUGCCUCACUUACACCUCCAACUGUACCUCCCCAACAUCCACAAGUUUCAAUGGCACAAAUCUCCAUGCAAAUGGAUUUGCCCCUCUUCUCACCACUCAUGAUGCAAUCUAUGUCUAUGCAGUCUUUGCCCACUCAGUUGACUUCCCAGUUACAGUCAGUUGAGCCAAGCCUGGCCGCAGACCUGGCCCAGCUAUAUCAACAACAGCUUACACCAGCCAUGCUACAGCAGCAGCAGAACAAGAGGCCACGGACGCGCAUCACAGAUGACCAGCUUAGGGUCCUGCGACAGUACUUUGAUAUCAACAAUUCACCAAAUGAGGAACAAAUCAAAGAGAUGGCAGACAAGUCGGGGCUGCCACAAAAAGUCAUUAAGCACUGGUUCAGAAACACCCUUUUUAAAGAACGACAGCGCAACAAAGACUCACCAUACAAUUUCAAUAAUCCACCAACAACAACUCUAGAAGAUACAAAAGUUGAUUCUAAACCUCCUUCACCUGAACCUCAGAAACAAGAAUUUUAUGGAAGUAAGAGAUCAUCCAGGACGAGGUUUACUGACUACCAGCUAAGAGUGCUACAAGACUUCUUUGAUGCCAAUGCCUAUCCUAAAGAUGAUGAAUUUGAACAGCUCUCCAACCUUCUGGGCCUCCCCACUCGUGUUAUUGUUGUCUGGUUCCAAAAUGCUCGCCAGAAGGCCAGGAAGAACUAUGAAAACCAAGGGGAGGGGAGUAAAGAGGGUGAGAGACGAGAAUUGUCCAAUGACCGCUAUAUCCGCACCUCAAAUCUGAACUACCAGUGCAAGAAAUGCAGUCUGGUUUUCCAGCGGAUUUUUGAUCUAAUAAAACACCAAAAGAAGCUGUGUUACAAAGAUGAAGAUGAGGAUGGACAGUAUGACAGCCAAAACGAGGAUUCAAUGGAUCUUUCCAAUGAAUGUUAUACUCCCUCUGGGUCUUCCUGUCACACUCCAAUGCCCUCUUCUUCAAGCCUCUGCCCACUUCCACCCUCAACUUCAGCAUUCUCACACCUGUCAUCUUCCGAGAAAGAGGAAGCAUCACCAGCAUCCACCUCACACCUAUAUGACGAGAAACCCAAGCAAUUACCAGACAUUUCUGAUGAUCCUCGAGAAAAUAUAACCUCUAUUAAGCAGGAAAUUGUGCAUCAGCCCCAGUCCGAGGCUCAAGAGCAUAGACCUCAGAGAGAAGAGAAGAUUCAAACGAUUUCCAAGUCCAUCAAACAUUCAUCUCCUUCCUUCUCCCAGCAACAACAGCAGUGCGGUCCCUCAGCCUCUCAGACAAGCCAAGCCUCGUCACAAAGCACUCACAUGAGCCUCAAUGCACACCUAACCUCUGCCACACAACAACUGGCACAACAAAUGAUCCCUUACCAGUGUGAGCAGUGCAAGAUUGGCUUCCCUUCCUUUGAGCACUGGCAGGAACACCAGCAAUUACACUUCCUUUCUGUGCAAAAUCAAUUCAUCCACCCUCAAUUCCUCGACCGUCCAAUGGACAUGCCUUUCAUGCUUUUUGAUCCCAGCAAUCCACUCCUGGCGAGUCAGCUACUCUCUGGGGCGUUGCCACAGAUCCCCAGCAGCUCUGCCACCUCUCCGUCCACCCCCAACUCCACCAUGAACUCCCUGAAGAGGAAGUUAGAGGAGAAAGCUGGCACUAGUCCAGGAGAGAAUGACAGCACAAACAGCGGAGAAGAGCCACAGAGAGACAAGCGGCUCAGAACUACCAUCACACCUGAGCAGCUGGAGGUUCUAUAUCAGAAGUAUUUGUUAGAUUCUAAUCCUACACGCAAAAUGCUUGACCACAUUGCUCAUGAAGUGGGAUUAAAGAAGAGAGUAGUGCAGGUCUGGUUCCAAAAUACCAGAGCAAGAGAGAGAAAAGGUCAGUUUAGAGCAGUGGGGCCAGCUCAAGCUCAUCGCAGGUGCCCUUUUUGUCGAGCUCUUUUUAAAGCAAAAACUGCCCUAGAGGCCCACAUUCGCUCUCGUCACUGGCAUGAAGCCAAACGUGCUGGAUAUAAUUUAACUCUCGCUGGUAUGUUACCUGAUCAGGAGGGUAUGCAAAUAAAAAUUGAUGCUCUAGAGACAGCAGUAUACUCCCAACUUGUCUCAACAAACAGUGAUGGACAAAGUUCCUCUAUGUCACCAGUGAACAAAGGCAUGGAUUUGUCUCCCAGGAUUUUACUGAGCCCUUCAUCCAUUAAAGUUGAGGGAAUGGAAGAUUUUGAGAGUGCAACCAUGUCUUCAGUGAAUCUCAGCUUUGAUCCGAGCAAACUGGAUAAUGACGAUUGUUCUUCUGUGAAUACUGCCAUCACAGACACAACCACAGGUGAUGAGGCCAAUGCUGAUAAUGACAGUGCUGAUGCAAAGCACAGCCAGAAUAGUGGUGAUUACUUGUCUAAGUCUGGAGGCACAGUCCCACUACUUGAAAAUGACGACCAGAUGUCCUCAGGGCUUGUAAGCCCUGCAACAAGCUAUUAUGCUAGGGACUAUGAAAAUGAACAUAUAAUUGACCAUAGUGAAACGUCUAGCAUGGCUGACCCCUGCUCACCAAGUCCUGGAGCCUCAGGCACCAGGAGCAUUGACAGUGGAGAUCGACCUGGACAAAAGCGCUUUCGAACACAGAUGACCAACCUCCAGCUGAAAUUGUUGAAAUCCUGUUUCAACGACUACAGGACUCCUACUAUGCUGGAAUGUGAGGUACUUGGCAAUGACAUUGGACUUCCAAAGAGAGUGGUCCAGGUGUGGUUUCAAAAUGCCCGUGCCAAGGAGAAAAAGGCAAAGCUCAACAUGGCCAAGCAUUUCGGAAUAAAUCACACAUCCUACGAGGGGCCGAAGAUUGAAUGCACUUUGUGUGGUGUCAAGUACAGUGCUCGCCUCUCUGUUCGUGAUCACAUUUUCUCACAGCAACACAUCUCUAAGGUAAAGGAUACCAUUGGCAGCCAGAUCGAUAAGGAAAAAGAAUACUUUGAUCCAGCCACUGUCCGCCAACUUAUGGCCCAGCAAGAGAUGGAUCGUAUUAAGAAGGCCAAUGAAGUUUUAGGACUGGCACAGCAGCAGGCAAUGCAGCAGGGGAUGUUUGAUAACCCGGCAAUGCAGGCUCUGAAUCUCCAGUCAGGUUAUCCAAAUCUGCAAGGCAUCCCGCCUGUCCUUCUGCCAGGAGUUGGCAGCCCCUCUAUUUCCAGCUUCAACUCAUCUAAUUCAGCUUUAACUCCUCCAAAACCUUCAAACCUCCUGAACAUGCCUGGUGCCAGUGUUCCCUCACCUAGCCUCCCUACAUCCGGAUUACCCAACAAGCCUCCCUCCUCAUCAUCUGUUGCCGCAUCCAGCCCAGCCCAGCCCAACACGUCCACAUCGCACUCAAGUCCCACCACCACAUCAAACUCCACUUCCUCAACCACCCAGUCUGGUACCCGGCCUGAAGCCCCCAAAGAACGUAGUACUGAGAGGGUAAGGGAGAAGGAGAAGUCCAAGGAAAAGACAGAGAAGCCCUCAACCCCAUCAUCCACUGGAAGCACUCCUGCUCCAUCCACCUCUGCUGCCAGCGCCAAGAAGGAGAAACCAGACACAGCUGUACCUGCCACCUCUAUGCCCACACCUGGCAUGGAGUAUGUGGUAGAUCCUGCCCAGCUUCAGGCUCUGCAGGCAGCUUUGGCAUCCGAUCCCACAUCUCUCCUCACAAACCAGUUCCUGCCCUACUUCAUGCCUGGCUUUUCCCCAUAUUACUCUCCACAGAUCCCUGGGGCUCUCCAAGGGGGCUACUUGCAACCAAUGUAUGGUAUGGAAAGUCUCUUCCCAUACAACCCAGCAUUGUCGCAAGCAUUGAUGGGCCUAUCUCCAGGGUCCCUGCUGCAGCAUUACCAGCAAUAUCAGCAGGGCUUGCAGGAGGCACUACAGCAGCAGCAGCAGCAACAGCAACAGCAGCAGCAACAACAGCAGCAGCAACAGCAGCAGCAGCAGCAGAGGCAGCAGAGGCAGAUCCAGCAACCCAAGUCGAGCCAACCUGCAGUUCCCUCUCAGUCCUUGGGGGAUCGUAAAGAAUCUGCCAAAGAUCCAGCUAAAACAGAGGCGCAAAAGAGCAACUCCCAUAGUGAACCCCCCACUUCCUCCUCCUCCUCCUCCUCUCGUAGUAAAGUAUCCGCUGAGCAGAAAGUAAUGGAUGGGAAGGCCGGUACCCACCAUCUAGACCAGUUCAUCGUCCCCAAGGUGCAGUAUACACUGGCAUGCCGCAAAUGUCAAGCAGUUUUCACCAAGGAAGAAGCGGCUAUUACCCACGUUAAAUCGAACUGUUUUUUCGGUCAGUCUGUGGCAAACCUGCAAGAGAUGUUGCUGCGUGUCCCUGGUGGCGUAGGUACAGCGGCUGGAAGUCUCUAUGACUGUCUGGCUUGUGACACUACGUUGGAUGGGGAGAAAGCACUCAGUCAACACCUGGAAUCGGCAUUGCACAAACACAGAACAAUCAAGCGAUCAGCCAGAAAUGCCAAAGAGCACGCUACUAGUUUAUUACCUCACUCUUCAGCCUGCUUCCCCAAUCCUAACACCGCAUCUACCUCGCAGUCUGCCACUCAUCCCAUCAGCAGCCCUCCUCCCCCGCCAACAACAUCAGCCACCAUGCCAUCCUCUGCUGUCUCCUCUUCCUUGUGCUCCUCCUCUACUACCCCACUCAACACCACAGCUGCCGGCAAAUCCUGGCCCCAGGCCCCUUUCUCCAGAGCUUUAGCUGGGAAGCCCAAUGCCAGUCCCUCCUCUUCUUCCUCCUCGUUUCCUCCAGUGUCCUCACCUUCAACGGUUACCUCAAGUUCAUUGAGCACCUCAGGAGUUCAGACCUCGAUACCAACAGACGUCUUUACUGACGAGUCUGACUCUGACAGCAGUCAGAAGUCAGCAGACAGGCUGGGCAUAACGGCGGAGGAGCCGCAGCAGCCUGGCUUUGUCAAAGACAGUAGUAGUUGUAGUAGUAAUCUUGCUAGUGUAGGAACAGACUCCAUCAGAUUGUAAAAUAGCUUUCAGUGAUGGACAAUAUUUAAAAAACACUAAAAAAGACAAAAAAAAUCACAAAUGGAAAAAACAUAAAAAGCAGCAAUGUUAAAAAUACAUUAAAAGUAUACAAACCAAUUUCAGAAAAAGAUGUGUAAAGACUAACUGCAAUUCCAAAGCUUGUAACCAAAAAUUUUAAUGUUAGUGGAUUGUUUUCCCAUAUCAACAUGCUGGUUUCCAUUUUGUUUUUUUUUCUCUUGUCUCUCUUGUUUGUUUUUGUUUUACUCAACUGAAAUACAUGCAUACUAAUAUAUGAGAAUAGAAAAGAUCACUGCAGUUCUGUUUUGAGUAAUGGUAGAGGAAUGCUGUACUGUAUGGCAAUGGACUGCCUUAAAGUUGACAAAUGGCCCAAGAACCCUUUUGAAGAAACAAGCGUCAACAAGCUGUCCCUUUGUUUUGUAAUCAUUUCUACUUAAUAGCACAGUCACAAAAAGCCAGUAUGUACUGUAUGGGAGAAUAGUCUAUCAGUUUUCUUGCUAUUUAAGAAUUCAGAUACCAAUGGCUUGCAAAACUAAAAGAAUAAUGUAAUGUCUAUUUUAUUCUCAGGUCAACAGCUAACAGAUGUUUUUCUGUUACAGAGAUCCAUGUUUUACACAUUUUGUUUCCAUAAGGAGAUGAGCAAUUUCUUUUCUUUUUUCAGAACUUGAUUUCGUAAACGAAAGCUUUAAGUUGCAUUCAAUUUCAAUAAGGCAUUGUUUCUGGGCAUUCAAAAAAGGGUAAAUGAUUUGCUGACUUUAAUAUUAGAAAUCCUUUUAAAAGGGGGGAAAUAGCAAUUCCAUAAUACCCAGACACGGAGAGCACUGCAGAUACAAUAAUGGGCCAUUAAAAGUUUUGAUCAAAAAAAACAACCUUCUGUAUUUAUGAUAGAUAUGAACAUUUUUGGUGUUAAGUAGAUUGUUGCAUUGGAAAUGAAUUUAAACAGUAUGGUAGGUUGAAAAAAAACUUUGUGUACAUUUAGCUUUUGUAUUGUCCACCUUUAAGACGCUUCAUUUGAUGUUGUCUUGGUCAUUCCGAUAGACUAGAUUUAUGGACAGGUAAUUUAUCGAAACUUUAUUUCUGUCUUAUUCUCAACUUCUUGGGAAAAAUUCACCCAAAAAUGCCCCUCCUGACAAGGAAGGAACCUCUUUAAGAAUUAUUUAAAUUUUAUGGUAUGGUUGUUACUGUGCUAACCUAGAUGAAAAAGAUCCUGGGUGAAAUAUUGAAAGUUUUAUUUUAUUUAAUUUUUGUGUUACCUUUGUGCACUUAUCACUGUCUGACUUAUAUUUCUCACUCUACUUGUUCCUCUCUUCGCACUUAUUUUUCUCUGCUCUCCUGUGUUUGUAGAUAUGUACACUACAAAGCAGGUCUUUUGUUCUUCAUGUAGUGUGGUUACAGUCUUUAUUUUCAUCUUGACAUUUUUGUUGUCAUAAAUGAAAACGAAAAAAGAAUACUAAUAAUAAUUCUCACGCUUUAAGACAAAAAGAAAAUCCAAAGACUAAACACUUUCACCAUUGGUGCAUAAAGAAGAGGCUUCUUUAUACUUGAGAAUUUGUUGCUGUUUUUAGGGGAAAGAAAACAAAGUUUUAAAAGAUAAAGGAGUACGCAUCAGAGUUGCCGUUUUUGCUUCUUUGCAAGCAAACAGGUAGCUUUUUUACGUAAAUACCAAAAACCAAAAAGGGCCCCAUGUCCUUGCAUUGUGGAGUAGCACCGUUACAGAGCCAUUGCAGUUUGUAAGAUAGAGGUUAUUAAUCUUUGUUUGACUUUUUGUCACAUUCAAAUGUCCAUUUUUUUUAAAGAAAAUGUAUAAGGUCUGGUCUUCAAGGACAUACGUUUUGCUGCUAAUGUAGAAUUUUGAAAGAAAAAAAGAGUACCUAGAUGCAUGCUCAUUUUGCUUUUGGCUAAGCUUUAACUAAAACAAACAAUAAACCAAUUUCUUGCCUCUGCAACACCUUUUUUUUCCUUGUUGCAAAAACGGAACUUUGAAGACUGUGAAUAUAUGUUCCAAAGGACAUUUUGCCGAUUUUCUUUUUGAACAGACCAAUGUUUGAAGCCAAUGAUCUAUAACGUUUGUAAAGACCAGUGCAUUCCAAAUAUCACAAUGGAUUUUUCUUAAGCAAGGACUGAUUUCAUUUAAUUGCUUUAAUUGACACAAUCUAUUUUUUUUGCUCAUUUUAAAGUGACUGUAAACUGUUGUGUAAAUUUUUGCGUCAUUGGUUGCUGAACAAAGUGACCUCCAAAUGUCAUUUUGUGCUGGCAUGGAACAUUGCUGAAAAUCCCUCCAUCCAGUCAAGGUUGUUGCUCACUUGUUAAGCAAGUUAUAGUGGUUACCAAAAAAUGUAUAUAAUACAUCUGGUACUGAUGUGUCUCAUAGGUUUAGUGACAUUUAUGCCAGUCAACAUACAACUAGUCUCAGAGGGAAAUGAUGCUUGUUUUGUUGAGGUGUCGUUGCCUGUCUCCUGGGAAAUCCACCAGUGACUUGUCCCAUGGGUCUGCAGGAUGCCACUUCCACACAUAGCUUACAGGUCUUUAAAGGGACAUCUUCAUUCCAAAGCAUUAUUUCUGGAAAAAGUAGGAGGUAUUUUGGAGAUGUCCCUUGUUUCAAAUGCUUAGGAUGCUUUCAUGUCCAAAGAAGUCACCCAGUUCAUCUUGUUGCAAUGGAAAUGGAUGUGCAUACGUUUCCCCGCCCUCUCACUGACGAUCUGCAGUUUUUUUUUACACCAAAACCCAGACAUAUUCUAAUUUGUGAAGAACUACCUUUGGCCACUAUUGUAUCACAGACAGCCACAAUCUCAGAAGUGUGUUUAAGUGCUACAGUACGUCUCGCAGAGAUUUGGUGUUAAUAAUACAGCAUGCUGUUGAGCGUCCGUUGAUUUGGUCUGCAAGCUUGCUAAUUCUCUCCUAAGUCCAGUUCCCUGAAAUUCUGUUCAUAUGUAUUUUUUAUUUUGGAAAAAUCUUAAGUUGUACAGUUUUUCCUUGUGUGUUUGCUUUAUUUUAAGUUUUGAAAAAUGUCAGACAUGUACUGUUAUUUUCGCAUAUGUAUUUGUAUUUCAGUUUCUGUAUAUUACUUUAUCAUAAAUUAACACAAGCUUUAAUUUGAAUUGCUGAAAUUAAGAAACAAAAACAAAAAAAUAUGACCUGGCCACUUUAUAGUGUGAUAUUGUUCUUUAUAUUCAUUCUUCGAGUCUCAAUGAUACUGUUUGCUCUCUAAUUUCCAAAGUGUAAUCUUGUGGGCUCUUUUGUUGAAGACAAAUUUGAGGUCUCUACAUUAGAUUCAGCCAGCAUGGACUGUGUGUGAGUUUGUAUGUUUGUGUGUGUGCGUGUGUGUGUGUGUGUGUGUGUUUCAUAAGAGCCAGCAUCAAUUCAACUUAUUUUGUUUGCCUUUUUUUUUUAUAUAUGUUACACAUCAAAACAAACUGAACCACAAAGCUGGAUCAUGAAUAACUGAAAUUUAGAAAAUCAAAUUUUAAAGCUAACGAUCAGAAACGAGAUAAUGAUACCGAAGCACUGAGCAGUUUUUACUUUCAUUGAAUAUAUGAAUGUGGCCAAAGCUUUAUGCAGUUGAAACAAAAAGACAAAAAAAACUACAAGUUGUGCCCCAGAUAAGUGUAUAUUUUAUUGUGGCACAAAAUGUUACUGUGGAUAACUGGAUCCACUGACUUACAUUGGGAUACUUGAUUUAAUGGACAUUUACAAAGAGAGAGAUAAAGACAAGGUUUUGCUGUAGAGGUCAUCUUUUGCCCACUGUGAAAACGAGCGUGUACCUGUAUACAGAUAUAGAUAUAUUUAAAACAAGACAUCAACUUUUUUCUUUUCUUUCUGAGAUGAAGAAGUAAUGAAAAGAGGAAAAAAAAGGACUCUGGGAAGCUUUGGAGAUCUUGUUAGGAGGACGUGAGAGGCUGCGGGCAAACCAAAACUGGGCAUGGGAGCCAAAGGCAGGCUCAAAAACAGCUUUAAAACCACCUCCUUAUUUGAUUACUGACAACUCUGUAAUGGGAAUGGACUCUGGAACCAAUGGACAUGUGUGACACAGAGGAAACUCCUUAGAUGAAACUGAACUUAAGUGGCUCCAGCUGCCUCUUCCCCCCCUUUCUGUCUGUCUCUUUAUUCUUCAGCUCUGCCUCUGCUUCUGCUCUUUGAUGGACGUUUUCCAAGUUUCAGGACAGGAUGGACAGACAUGCUUGCUUCAUUUCUCCCAGUUCAUGUUGCUACCUGUUUCAUUUCCUCGCGCUUGUCUCGGGUUGACAAGUAAAGCUCUCCAGUCAAACGGCGGCUCACCCCUCUCUCUGUCGAUUACAAUAUCUAAAGAGAGAACAGAGAGAAGGGAAGGGUUCUCAAAGGUGUCAUUCUUAAAGAGGCAGUUACACUAAAAAAGCGUAUUAACCAAAAUUAACAACCAAACUAACAACCAAACAACCAUUUGCUCCAACUUGAAAGAUGAACUGUUACUUGGAGCUAUCUGUUCCUUUUGUGACUUCUGGUGCCACAAUGUUUUUUUAAUGCUUUUAGUUUUUCUUUUUGUUUCCUUGAAUUACUCCUCCUUCGAGCCUCAUAAGCAUGGCUCUGUGGCUCCAGGCAGCCCAUCCGAGGGUAGAAAAAAACAGCCUUGCAAUGUACAAAAAAGAGCAAGUUAAACCAAAAAUGUUGUUCUUGAUGUCUUUUCUAUACUGUAGUCUUGUUAGCUUUUUUGUUACUGUAAUUAUAUGAUGAAGAUUUCCAAACUGUACCAAAUUACAUGGAAACUAACAUACAUACAACCACACGGAACUUCAGACUUUUAAAGAAACUUUUGUCACAAAACCUUGUUGUCCUAGUUAAGUUGAUUGUAGAUGGUAAUUGAAUAUACUCCUUUGAAAAUAUUUCAUCAAGUAUGUUUCUUGCUCAUUGUGAUACAUUAAAAAAGUAUGAGCAUAAAUC